Messenger RNA from Anopheles maculipalpis, 1191 nucleotides. It is a transcript of the gene Agxt, whose product is annotated as alanine--glyoxylate aminotransferase. Gene Ontology annotation, cellular component: peroxisome. The record is from RefSeq and is a predicted model, not a curated record. The coding region runs from base 1 to 1191 and encodes 396 amino acids. Gene Ontology annotation, molecular function: L-serine:pyruvate transaminase activity; L-alanine:glyoxylate transaminase activity. NCBI's taxonomy places the organism in Eukaryota, Metazoa, Arthropoda, Insecta, Diptera, Culicidae. The transcript has 3 exons.
AUGGAGUAUCGGGUGAGCGCUCCGGAGGUACUACGCGAUCCGCUAGUAGUCCCAGACAAACUGCUAAUGGGACCGGGACCUUCCAAUGCACAUCCACGCGUACUGGAAGCAAUGAGUCGUCCGAUAUUGGGACACCUGCAUCCAGAAACGUUGAAAAUUAUGGACGACAUUAAGGCGGGUAUGCGCUAUCUGUUUCAAACGAACAAUGCGGCCACCUUCUGUUUGAGUGCGUCGGGGCAUGGUGGUAUGGAGGCUACGCUUUGCAACCUGCUCGAGGAUGGUGACGUCGUGCUGAUCGGACACACCGGUCACUGGGGUGAUCGGGCGGCAGAUAUGGCAUCGAGAUACGGUGCCGACGUGCAUAUGGUGCGAGCCACUUCAGGCAGCUCUCUAACGCUGGCCGAAAUACGGAAAGGCAUCGAAAUGUACCGUCCGUCGGUGCUGUUCCUUACGCAGGGAGACUCGUCGACCGGUGUGCUGCAGGGAUUGGAGGGAGUUGGUGCACUUUGUAGGGCGAACGAUUGCUUACUAAUCGUGGACACGGUUGCAUCACUUGGCGGUACACCGUUCCAUAUGGACCAGUGGGAAGUUGAUGCAGUGUAUACCGGUUCGCAGAAGGUGCUCGGUGCACCACCGGGCAUUACACCCAUUUCCUUCAACCAUCGUGCUGUCGAACGGUAUACAAGACGUCAGACGAAGGUGAAGGUGUAUUAUUGGGAUAUGUUCCUGGUUGGGGACUACUGGGGCUGCUUUGGACGACCACGCAUCUACCACCACACGAUAUCUUCUACCCUUCUGUACGGUUUACGCGAAGCGAUAGCGCUUGCCUGUGAAGAAUCGAUCCCAUCCCUCAUUUCCCGCCACCAGGACUGUGCCCGCCGGCUGUACGAUGGACUACUAGCCAUGGGAUUCGAGCUGUACGCACAGGAACGCGACCGUUUGGCUACCGUCACCACCAUUCGAGUGCCGACCGGUGUUGACUGGCUAAAUGUUUCGCAGCACGCAAUGAAAACCUAUCUGGUGGAGAUAAGCGGAGGGCUUGGACCGACCGCUGGGCAAGUAUUUCGCAUCGGGUUGAUGGGACAGAACGCAACCAGCGAGCGAGUAGACCGUGUGUUGCAGGUAUUUCGAGACUCUAUUAAAGCAGUGAAGCCUGAUUUUGUGUUCCGCAGAGGUGCAUCAAAAAUGUAA